GUUGCGCGUGCGCAACCGAUCAACCAACUACGCUCCCUAGUCCUGUGGGCAAAAGCCCCUCCGGCUAGUCCCGUCCCUGCGCCCGCGCCCGCGCCCGCGCCCGCGCCGAGUCACGAAAACACGGGGAAAAAUGAGCAUUUUCAACCAGAAAUCCAAGUUCAAGGUCAAAGCCGACAUCCGCGCCGUGCGGCAGGCCGUCGAACCGGCAGGCCGACCAAAGCCUAAGCAGCAGCAGCAGCUUUCCGCAGCCGGCGCGAGCGGGAGCCGAGGACGCGCAUCGCCGUCGGGCGGGGGCGGCGGCAGCGGCAGCGGCAGCACCCCGCGGGCGUCGCCCAGGCCCGGGUCCAUCGCAGCGGCUCGGCAGCGGCACAGGCUGCAGAGCGCAUCGCCGCUCCCGCCGUCGGGCGACGAGGGGGGGAACAGUCGCAAGAGGCACGCCGUGUCUAGCCGGUCGCCCGCGAGCCCCAACUUCUCCGAGUCGGGCGACGAUGAGGAGGAGGACGACUGGGAAGAGAGCCUCGAUGCGCGCAAGCGGAGCAAGCGCGUCCACCAGUCGCGCGCGGACCCGAACCGGUCCUUUGCGCAUCCGAAGCUCUGGGCGGGCGGCGACGAGAACACGGAGCGCCUCCCGAUACUGCACGCCAACGACGUCGCGUCGCUAGAGCAAAAGUGCCAGCCUGCUCUCGGGCUCGCGCAGGAAGACGUCGUCAUAAAAUUGCAAUAUCCGGGGGCCAGGUAUCCAGAACGUUACGAACUAGUAUGGGGAAAGGACAAAAUCGAGGCAGUUAAGGACAUCGUGAAAGUUGUAAAUUUUGUGGCUUCAAUCUAUCUGAACGACGAGGACGCCAAGCCAUUUCUAGACCAAAGUACCGGCAUCUGCCGCCGGUUGGAAAAGAGCAGGAACACAAAAGACGGCGCUGGGUUCAAGGUGGCAGUCAAGGAAUACAACGAACGCCUUAUGGGCCUUCAGCGAAAGGGUGUCAUUGCGAAGAACCUAGGCGAUCUGAGUGGGAUCCUCCGCGAACUCAUUGCCUUCAUUCUUGACCAAAUAUAUGACCGCACCGUUGCGCCAAACGUCGAGCUGCUCUCCAAAUACGAAAAUGGCACCGACAACGUAUACGGCGAGCUGCUCCAUCCUUUCAUCUCUGACAUACUCGAGCGGGCCGGUUUGACGUCUGACAAGGUUUUCGUCGACCUCGGCUCGGGUGUCGGAAACGUCGUGCUUCAAGCCGCGCUGGAAACAGGGGCCGAGAGCUGGGGUUGUGAGAUGAUGGAGAACGCCUGCAACCUUGCGGAUGCUCAGAAACAGGAGUUCUUGGUCCGGUGUCGUCUCUGGGGCCUCGACCACGGGAGCGUGCACCUCGAAAGGGGUGACUUUCGGAAAAGCGAGAAGACACUGGCGGCUCUGAAAAGGGCCGACGUGGUACUAGUGAAUAACCAGGCCUUUACAGCGCAGCUCAACGACAACCUCGUCAACAUGUUCCUGGACUUGAAGCCUGGCUGCAAGAUAAUAUCUCUCAAGACGUUUGUCCACGACAACAAAAAUGCCGAGAAUGACGUUGCGACAUCGAUUCUCGAUGUCGAGCAUUUGACGUAUCCCGAGGAAUACGUCAGCUGGACAAACGCGUCCGGCACCUUUUGCAUCUCGACGAGGAAGGGCUAGCCUGGAGAUUAUGGGGAGUCCGGUAUUAGCGGCUGAAUGAGUAUCGAGUGUUGCGCUUGUAGGCGCUGGUCCGGCGGCCUCAGCGCUGGGGGGUUUAGUGUUUUUUCUUCAUGAUUACGGGGAAGCGGAACUGAGGAGUUUGUCUAUUCAUGUAACUGUAUUUUCAGCAGCCUG
Molecule: messenger RNA, 1837 nt
Organism: Lasiosphaeria miniovina
Lineage: Eukaryota; Fungi; Ascomycota; Sordariomycetes; Sordariales; Lasiosphaeriaceae
Product: histone-lysine N-methyltransferase, H3 lysine-79 specific
Exons: 2
Coding region: 131-1663 (510 amino acids)
Biological process (GO): subtelomeric heterochromatin formation; regulation of transcription regulatory region DNA binding; DNA damage checkpoint signaling
Cellular component (GO): nucleus; nucleosome
Molecular function (GO): histone H3K79 methyltransferase activity; histone binding
Source: RefSeq, a predicted model, not a curated record